Brachypodium distachyon (stiff brome) is the source of this 1308-nucleotide messenger RNA. Its product is annotated as expansin-B7. The transcript is spliced from 3 exons. The record is from RefSeq and is a predicted model, not a curated record. Lineage: Eukaryota; Viridiplantae; Streptophyta; Magnoliopsida; Poales; Poaceae. Gene Ontology annotation, cellular component: extracellular region. Gene Ontology annotation, biological process: sexual reproduction. The coding region runs from base 131 to 1081 and encodes 316 amino acids.
CUUUCUUCCUUCGCACCACAAAUCAUGCCCAAUUAUACAUGCGUCACGACCCGUUCGAUGCCCUAUAAAUACCAGCCAUCGCCAAUCUCCCGCCGGCAUCCACCAGCAAUUCAGCCAGAGACAGUCAGCCAUGGCAUCCUCAUCCUCCUCCUCUGUUUCUGCAGCUCUGUUGCUCUGCCUCCUCCUGGCAUUCCAUGGCGUCUCCUGCGCAGCCAAGGCCAAGCACGGCAGCGGGAGCAAGAAGACGCACCACUCUCCUCCCAAACCCCACGCGCCAUCUCCUCUUCCUGCUCCUCCGGCUACCAUCAUCCCUCCCCCUGUUGCGACGAACGGUUCCUCCAAUUCUAGCUCGCCCGGCGCCGGCGACGAGGGGUGGAUGGACGCGAGGGCGACGUGGUACGGCGCGCCCAACGGCGCCGGCCCCGACGACAAUGGCGGGGCCUGCGGUUUCAAGGACGUGAACCUGCCCCCGUUCUCCGCCAUGACAUCCUGCGGCAACGAGCCGCUCUUCAAGGACGGCAAAGGCUGCGGCUCCUGCUACCAGAUAAGGUGCCUGUCGCGUAUGCACCCGGCGUGCUCGGGGGUGCCGGAGACGGUGAUCAUCACGGACAUGAACUACUACCCGGUCUCCCGCUUCCACUUCGACCUCAGCGGCACGGCAUUCGGCGCCAUGGCGAAAGACCAGCGCAACGACGAGCUCCGACACGCCGGCAUCAUCGACAUGCAGUUCAAGAGGGUGGCGUGCCAGUACCCGGGGCUGACGGUGACGUUCCACGUGGAGCACGGUUCGAACCCGUACUACAUGGCGAUCCUGGUGGAGUACGAGAACGGCGACGGUGACGUGGACCAGGUGGACAUCAUGGAGUCCACGCCGGACGGCAGCGGGGAGCCCACGGGGCAGUGGGUGCCCAUGAAGGAGUCGUGGGGGUCCAUCUGGCGGAUGGACACGCGGCGGCCCAUGCACGGCCCGUUCUCGCUGCGGAUCACCAACGAGUCCGGCCAGACGCUCGUGGCGGACCAGGUCAUCCCCGCCGACUGGGAGCCCAACGCCAUCUACAGCUCCAUCAUCCAGUUCGACUGAUCUAGAUUCAUUCCUCAUCUGUAUGGAAUUGAAUGAUGCAUCAUGUGCGUUGUUGAUCGAUUAAUGUGAUCGAGACGUCGCCUGUGACGUCCGGCCGGUGCGUGUCGUGUCCAUCGUAUCAUUCGUACAUAGUUCGCCUAGUACGUACAUUCAUUCUCUGCCCUGUGACCGAUGCAAUAUUAUACCAUAUUAAUAAACUUUGGAUUAUUCCGCGCGCGGGCGAGAUA